UGACCCUGACAUUCGAGGAGCCGGCGAGUGAAACGCACUCGUCGCUUCGCGCGCGCAGGAGCAACAUCGUAUGGUGCGUGCCGAGUUCAACGACGAACCUAGACGAAAGGUACGCGGAUUUCGCCGUGAUAGUGCUUGCGACACGUAUCUCGCGCGCAACUGGAAUUUGCGACAUUUCACAGACUAUUUGUUUUAAACGCGACGCGGUCUAGUAGUGCGACCUUGACUUCGAUGCGUCAGAGUUUGUCGUCAAAAACAUUAAGAAGAACGUUACACCGUAUUUGGGACAGUGCUCCUGUGGCGACCGGCGAUUUUGACACGCGAAUGACCUUGACUCUUGGAACAGGCGGCGCCUUGAUACCAUCAAGUCGCGAACUUGUCGAGCCUGUGAUCAUCGUGUUUUCAUCUCGCGUGAGGCUAGUCGAUCGAAGAUGAACAAGUAGGAGAAAGAGCUUCGUGAGAGAAAGACAAAGCGCACGCGUUCGCCCACCAGCACACAAGCACACCUCCAUAACCUAUUUAUCGCGAAGCCAAACAAGGACGCUCUCGAGGAGAUUAUAGAUAUUACACGACAUAUUGACGUAAGUUGAGUGACCUAUGGCACCGCGGCGUCACGCCAACAGCCACGGCGGUGGCCUCCUGGAGAACGGGGGCGGUGGUGGAACCAAUGAUCCUUUGGACAACCUGCUUGGUCCGAGCCAGACGACACGCUGUUGCACACCAACCGGUGAGUGUCUUCGGGGCGACACUCUUAUUCGUCUGAACGCCCUGCACGACGCGGUCAAGGUCACUUGCAACAACGACAAUUGUCCAGUCGGACAGUUCAUGCACCGCGAGUGCUUCGACGCCUGGGAACAGACGGUACUGACGUAUCUGAAGAGCUGCGGCCGUGCUCGUAGCUGGUCCGAGCGUCAACGUCAUCAGAACCUCUGGACCAAGAAGGGCUACGAUCUCGCGUUCAAGGCCUGCGGCUGCCGCUGCGGCCGCGGCCAUCUGAAGAAAGAUCUUGACUGGAUGCCACCCGGUCUCGGUAACGUGACCGGCAAUCGUACCGACGAGACCGAAGCGAAGAAAAAGAAACGGCGCAAUCGACAAAACACCAGGCCGAGUCUGGCCGUCUCGGCCGGUCCGCCCAACCACGCCAACCACGUCACCAACGGCCGUGGCACCACAGAGGCUCAGAUGAUCGAGUCGAGUCGUGGCAGGGCCGGAUCUCUAUCGUCCAGCACCGGUUCCAGCUCGCCACCGGCCACCAGCGAGCCCAGCGUCAGCCCGCUUCACCAGCCGCAGCCUAUCAUGAAAAAGAAGAGCAAGGUCGACUUCUUCAGCGAUCGCGCGAGACAAAGUUGCGGCGCCAACGGCAUAUUUUCCCGUCGCUUGGACUUUAGCGCUUUCAACAGUCUACCGCGAACCAAGCUGAAUUCCUAUCACAUUAAGAUGGAAGACGAGGGUAAUCACGGUAACGAUGACACCAGAUGCUUCAUUCUGUCAACACUGGCCGCCCUGCAGUGGUCGAGAGUUACGUGCGUCCUUUGUCGCAACGCCAUGCUAGUUUUCGACAGGUAUCCGUUGGUGGACGGCACAUUCUUUUUGUCACCCAGGCAGCAUUCUGCCGCCUGUGCCGAGGUGAAAGUCGAAGGUCGCACGCAAUUUUUGUCAGCCGUGUGCAUGAGUUGUCUGGAGGGCAGCGAUGGGCAACCCGUGCGUUGUCGUUUCUGCACUCAACCGUGGGACGGUUCGAGCCUGGUCCUCGGUACCAUGUAUAGCUACGAUAUUUUCGCGGCUAUGCCCUGCUGCAGCGAGCGACUAAAAUGCAACAGCUGCCAAAAGCCUCUGAUUUACCCUCAUCAGAGACUAAACUUCUACUCGGACUACAGCCGCGUCUUCGCCUGUCCACAUUGCAGGGCGGUCGACGCUCACUUUGUGAAGCCGCUCUCGGCCUGCUUCACCCGCGAGCAGUUCCAGCUCUACAGUCAGUGGCCGUAACCAUUAGAGAACUUAGUGAACCGCCGCCGUUUGCGCAUCGCGGCCGAUCUGUAUCCCCUCUUUUAUAAAUCGAUCUCCCUAUUCCGGACGACCGUGCUCUAGAAAACCUCUCUUCGACUCCAUUUAGGAGAUUUUUGACAAUGGCGAACGCACUCGAGGAUCCUUCCUAGCGCGUCUCGUCGGCCGGAUCCAUCGGUGGAUAUUAUUCGUUUAUGUUUGAAAUUUUUUUUUUUUUUUGUUUUUGUUUUUGAUCGAAAACUGAUAAACUUUAUUUCGCAAUUCCUUCGAAUUGUUUUUUUUUUUUUUUUUUAACACUUAACAGUGAGCCUGCAAACGGCUGUUCCAAAACAAUUUAGUAUCUGUUUUUUUAAAUUUUGUCUUGUGUGUGUCGCGCGAUCAUGCAAACGACGACGGUCCGCGCAAGUCCCUUGGCGCGUUCACGUAGUACUAAUAAAAUUUCAGAUUAAUGUUUAUUUUUAAUGUGUCGACUGUAAGUCUGUCUAGGUUGAUUCUAAACGGGAGACGUCGGACUUCGGCGACUCGACGACUUGUUUCGUUACGACGACGUUUCGUUCGACGAUGCGUGACGUAACUCUAGCAAACGCGCUGCAUUUUCCAAUGCAUUUUUUUCCCACAAGUGCUCUUUAAGUUUUAUAAGCAUUUACAUCGAGUCGCCGAUUUAAUUAGUCGAUUUGUCGAAAUCAGUGGCAAUUAAGUUUUUUUAUUAGUAGAUACAUGUAUAACAUCUCGACGCGAUUGUUAUGGACAAUCUGUCUAAUUAGCGGUUUUUUUAUUAUGUCUCAAAUUAGCGAAAUUUUUUGUUGCGAGAAGACUCGUGUAUAUUACUUAUGCAUAAUUUGACUAUUAUCAAAAUUAUCUUAGGCAAUUUUUAGAUGAGAGUAAUUUCUAAAAUUUUGAAUGACAAUUUCGCCGUCUCCCGUUUUUUUUAUAGUUGAAUUGCUUUAAAAGAAAUUAAUACAAAAAAAAAAAAACUAAAUUUAGGCAGA
This is a messenger RNA of Pseudomyrmex gracilis, 2993 nucleotides long. Its product is annotated as headcase protein. Bases 598 to 1986 code for a protein of 462 amino acids. The transcript has 5 exons. Lineage: Eukaryota; Metazoa; Arthropoda; Insecta; Hymenoptera; Formicidae. The record is from RefSeq and is a predicted model, not a curated record.